CUACUUGGUCAAUAAAAAUGAUUCGCGUUCUGGAGAGAGAAAAAAAAAAAACAACAACAAAAAAAAAAACGACGCGCCCUUUGUGUUUUUCCACACCUUGGGGGAGAAAUGACUUUUGGUAUUAUUAGUUGCUACGUAACAAUUUGAAAUCCUGAAGCCCAAAAUAGCCUCGAGUGUGCCACUGACCGGCUGACGGUGACCUCAGCUACAAGAGGAAGAAGAAGAGGAGAAGGAGGAAGAGGAGGAAGUGGGGUGGAAGGUGACUUAAAACGCAGAGAGUUUACUUCCAUGUCUUUGGAAGUGUUUCUUUGAGUGCGGCGGACACAUUGGACUCCGCCAUUCGUCACAGGAGUAGUUUCGCCAGUGUUUUACUAGCAAACAGCGUGUGUAGUGAAGGGGAAGAGUAACAAAAGAAAAACGAUGGCAGUACACAACCACACAGUUGUGUACUUGUCCGAGCAGGUGGCGGUGUUGUGUUCGUGCGCCAUGUCGUUCUUGGGCUCGUCGCUCAUUAUUAUCACUUACAUGAGUUUAGCGGAUUUGAGGACCACUGCGCGCAAACUGCUCCUCUUCCUCUCGGUGGCCGACUGGCUCUCGGCGGUCUCGUACGCCUUCGGAGUGUGGCGAGUGUUCGACUCCGACUCGCCGGACUGCGUCGCUCAAGGAGCGAUAUCCACCUUCGCCAACACCAGCUCCUUCUUCUGGACCGUGGCCAUCGCCGUCUACUUGUACGUGUUUAUCGUCCAGUCCAGUCAGAGGGCUGCCGACAACUUGGUGCUGGUCUUCCACCUGGUCAGCUGGGGGGUUCCUUUGGCCAUCACAGUUGCAGCCGUGUGCCUCAACAAGAUUGGCUACACUGCAUCAGAGGUGUCAGUGGGCUGGUGCUGGGUCAGAAUCCACACCCCCGACCGUGUCCUGUGGAUGCUGCUGACUGGAAAGGUCUGGGAAUUCUUGGCUUACCUCACCCUCCCCAUCCUCUACAUCCUCAUCAAGAGGCAUAUCCACACAGCGGACACCAUCAUACUCCUACCCCUCCAUGGCGGACAUGAAGCUGACUCUCAUCCCGAUUAUCUUCAUCGUGUUACGCAUUUGGAGCACAAUCCGCUUCAUUCUGCUGCUGGUUGGAUCCCCGGCGGGACAGAACCCUGUGCUGGUGACGCUACAUGGUAUCGGCAACACGUCGCAGGGAGCAGCCAACUGUAUCAUGUUUGUUUUGUUCACCGCGCCAGUCCGCACGCGUCUCUUCGCCUCGCUCUGUUGCUGCCGUGCUGGCCCGUUAGAGCAGCAGCGAGCGCAGGGCGACACUCGGGGGCUGCCGCCAGGACUGCACACCUCGAACCAGGGAGAGCACGUCAUCACCAGUGACACCCACACUGACAGGUGAUGCUUGAUUGUCCCGAAGUUGGACAAACUUCUAAGUUUCAACAGGUGUGUGUUACUGUACAUCCACAUGUUGAGAAAUGUACAGUAACCAGUGGUUACCUCUCGUGUCAUAAAAGGCAUCUCACCGUUAAAUUGGUGUUUCUACAAGCUGCUUGAAUCUAUCAUCUCCUUCGUGGACUCAAUUUAUAGAGUUCACUGUAUGUAAGAUUCAUAUCCAGUUUUGUCAAGUAUUUGCGGGGAUGAAAAAUAUGUGACUAUUCUUGGCUAUGUUGUAGAAAUAAACAGAAUUACCAUUAUUUUUUUUCAUUGUCGCGUUAUUGAACUUAAUCAUGAGCGUUAUGUAUUAUAUCUGGAAAGAAAGACGCACCAAUAAACUAAAUGUUGUUUCACUAUA
Phyllopteryx taeniolatus (common seadragon) is the source of this 1777-nucleotide messenger RNA. It is a transcript of the gene gpr157, whose product is annotated as G protein-coupled receptor 157. Gene Ontology annotation, molecular function: cAMP binding; G protein-coupled receptor activity. Gene Ontology annotation, biological process: adenylate cyclase-activating G protein-coupled receptor signaling pathway; cell surface receptor signaling pathway. The coding region runs from base 421 to 1365 and encodes 314 amino acids. The transcript has 4 exons. Gene Ontology annotation, cellular component: plasma membrane. The record is from RefSeq and is a predicted model, not a curated record. NCBI's taxonomy places the organism in Eukaryota, Metazoa, Chordata, Actinopteri, Syngnathiformes, Syngnathidae.